AUGUUGAACAUGUUUGAUGAAUUUCAGGAGCCUGACGAUGCCCGGGCACUAUACGAGGAGUUCAAGCUGAAGUACAAGAAGACCUAUUCAAAUGAUGAUGAUGAGCUUCGAUUUAGAAUUUUCAAAGACAACUUGGAGCGCGCCAAGAGACUGCAGGCAAUGGAACAAGGGACAGCGGAGUAUGGUGUAACGCAAUUUUCCGACCUGACCAGUGAGGAGUUCAAGACGCGGUAUUUGAGGAUGCGAUUUGAUGAGCCGAUUGUCAAUGAGGAUCCCACCCCACAAGAAGAUGUGACGAUGGAUAACAGCAAUUUUGAUUGGCGAGAUCAUGGUGCAGUCGGACCAGUAUUGGACCAAGGAGAUUGUGGUUCGUGCUGGGCAUUUUCUGUGAUUGGGAAUGUCGAGGGUCAGUGGUUCCGUAAGACUGGGGAUCUACUAGGUCUCAGUGAACAGCAACUUAUUGAUUGCGACCAUUCCGAUCAGGGAUGUGAUGGCGGUUAUCCCCCACAGACUUACAGUGCAAUUGAAGAGAUGGGCGGGUUGGAGCUCCGAUCGGAUUACCCGUACACAGGAAAGGACGGAAUAUGUUAUAUGGACCAAUCGAAGUUCGUAGCCUAUGUGAACGGUUCAACUCGCUUGCCAUGGUGCGAAAAGACACAGGCGAAAUCAUUGAAGGAAAUCGGUCCACUUUCUUCU
Molecule: messenger RNA, 696 nt
Organism: Opisthorchis viverrini
Lineage: Eukaryota; Metazoa; Platyhelminthes; Trematoda; Opisthorchiida; Opisthorchiidae
Exons: 4
Cellular component (GO): lysosome
Molecular function (GO): cysteine-type endopeptidase activity
Source: RefSeq, a predicted model, not a curated record